Aethina tumida (small hive beetle) is the source of this 1133-nucleotide messenger RNA. RefSeq names its product purine nucleoside phosphorylase. The record is from RefSeq and is a predicted model, not a curated record. Gene Ontology annotation, cellular component: cytoplasm. Gene Ontology annotation, biological process: nucleoside metabolic process. NCBI's taxonomy places the organism in Eukaryota, Metazoa, Arthropoda, Insecta, Coleoptera, Nitidulidae. Bases 76 to 1032 code for a protein of 318 amino acids. The transcript has 3 exons. Gene Ontology annotation, molecular function: purine-nucleoside phosphorylase activity.
UUGGUUUAGAUUAAAGUUGUCUUGUAACUGAUUUAGUUGUUUUAAUUUUGUUUACAAAAAGAAGACUAUUUGAAAAUGCCAGAGGUGAAGACUAACGGUGUUAAUAAAUCUACCACCAAAAUAAGGACUGACAGUUUUUCUCAAGAAGACGAGUUCAAGAUCACAUAUGACCACUUAUUGGAAACAUCUAAAUUUCUCACGGACAGAGUCAAAUUCCGCCCAAAAAUUGGUAUUAUUUGCGGUUCCGGCAUGGGUGGGUAUUGGAAAGAAGGGUCGUUAGCCGAAGGACUGGAGGACAAAAUAGAAUUUCCUUAUGAAGACAUUCCGUAUUUCCCCCGGAGCACCGUAGAGGGGCACGUGGGAAAACUUGUUUUCGGACAUUUGUCAGGCAUUCCCGUCGUCUGUAUGCAGGGUCGUUUCCACUACUACGAAGGUUACCCGUUGUGGAAAUGUGCGAUGCCUGUGCGCGUCAUGAAGCUCAUCGGCGUCGAAUAUCUUAUCGCGACUAAUGCGGCCGGUGGACUUAAUCCCAGUUACAAAAUCGGCGAUAUUAUGAUGGUCAAGGAUCACAUAAACCUUAUGGGAUUCGCCGGCAACAACCCGCUCCAAGGUCCAAACGAGGAGCGGUUCGGCCCUCGUUUUCCGCCGAUGAAUCAGGCUUACCAGAGAGAGUUGCGAGUGGAUGGCAAGGAAAUCGCUAAACAAUUGGGGAUUGGAGAUAUCGUCCACGAGGGAGUUUACACAUGUCUGGGUGGCCCCAACUUUGAAACCGUCGCAGAACUUAGAAUGUUGAAAAUGCUGGGCGUUGAUGCUGUUGGUAUGUCCACCGUCCACGAAGUCAUCACUGCCAGACACUGCAACAUGACAGUAUUCGCUUUCAGUUUGAUCACAAACGUUUGUGUGACUGACUAUGAGACUUACACUCUUCCCAAUCACGAGGAAGUUAUAGACGUAGGAAAAAUGAGAGAGAGCACUUUGAAAGACUUUGUCAAGGGCGUGGUAGCCAAUAUUGCGUCCAAAGAUAAGAAAUAAGCAGUUCAAGGGUUUCCAUUGGGUGUGUUUAUUUAUUUUUUUUGUAUGUCUUACUGUAUUAUGUAUUAUACGUAACCAAUAAAUUAUAGUUUUUAAAAAAA